AUGGGAUAUAAUACGCUGGCAAAUUUCCAGAUUGAGAAGAAAAUUGGCAGGGGUCAGUUCAGUGAAGUAUACAGAGCCACAUGCCUUUUGGAUGGAGUCCCUGUUGCUUUAAAAAAAGUUCAGAUUUUUGAUUUGAUGGAUGCCAAGGCAAGAGCUGACUGUAUCAAAGAGAUUGACCUGCUUAAGCAACUGAACCAUCCAAAUGUCAUUAAAUAUUACGCCUCUUUCAUUGAAGACAAUGAACUGAAUAUAGUCCUGGAACUGGCAGAUGCUGGGGAUCUAUCAAGGAUGAUAAAGCAUUUUAAGAAACAGAAGCGGCUGAUCCCUGAGAGGACGGUUUGGAAAUAUUUUGUGCAGCUGUGCAGUGCCUUGGAACAUAUGCAUUCCCGCCGUGUCAUGCAUAGAGAUAUUAAACCAGCCAAUGUGUUUAUAACAGCCACAGGCGUGGUGAAGCUGGGGGAUUUAGGCUUGGGCCGCUUCUUCAGCUCCAAAACCACAGCUGCACAUUCUUUAGUUGGUACCCCCUAUUACAUGUCACCAGAAAGGAUACAUGAAAACGGAUACAACUUCAAAUCUGAUAUUUGGUCAUUAGGAUGUCUGUUGUAUGAGGUAAUUGUUCAUAUUAUUAUCUGUUGUGCACAAGGAGUGAUGUGCUGUAUUACCUGGUUUACUUGGACUUGGCUUCCUAAAAAAUUGAAGGACAAGUUCACCAUUUUGAAAAAAAAAAAAAAAAUCUGCCCUUGCUAUCUCAGGACACACAGCUACACACCCAACCACCUCCACCCCACUAACGCAUUUCUCUACAUACCUUCUCUGACAACCAUGUCCUUUCACACUCUUUGCAACCCAGCUGGUAAAAAUCUAGUAUUCAGCAGUGCCUGUGCACUAAUGCCCCGGAGGAGAUGUUUAUGA
This is a messenger RNA of Staurois parvus, 912 nucleotides long. Lineage: Eukaryota; Metazoa; Chordata; Amphibia; Anura; Ranidae. The record is from the annotation of a GenBank genome assembly.